GGCGUCACGCCUCUUAUGGUGGCCUCCCAAUUUGGUCGGCGAGAUGUCGUCAAUCUUCUCAUCAACGAGGGAUCCGACAUACACGCGCAGAACCACAAGCUCCAAUCUGCUAUUCAUCUAGCAGCUCAUGGUGGCCAUGCCUCCACUGUACAAACACUAUUGGAUCGCCAGGCUCCACUGAAUGGGCUCACUAACAGGGGCAAGAGUCCCAUCAUCUUCGCCGCAGCUUCUGGCCACACUGAUAUAGUGAACCUUCUUCUGGAACGAGGUGCUGCCAUCGACCUUCAAGAUACUGAUGGCAAGAAUCCACUGUACCACGCUGCCUCCGCAGGCCACAGCGCUGUAGUGGAGAAGGUCCUAGAGUACAAA
This is a messenger RNA of Mytilinidion resinicola, 369 nucleotides long. RefSeq names its product ankyrin repeat protein. The record is from RefSeq and is a predicted model, not a curated record. The annotation marks the transcript as partial. NCBI's taxonomy places the organism in Eukaryota, Fungi, Ascomycota, Dothideomycetes, Mytilinidiales, Mytilinidiaceae. The transcript has a single exon. Gene Ontology annotation, molecular function: protein binding.